Molecule: messenger RNA, 1476 nt
Organism: Cucurbitaria berberidis CBS 394.84
Lineage: Eukaryota; Fungi; Ascomycota; Dothideomycetes; Pleosporales; Cucurbitariaceae
Product: GPI-anchored wall transfer protein 1
Exons: 2
Coding region: 1-1476 (491 amino acids)
Biological process (GO): protein localization to plasma membrane; GPI anchor biosynthetic process
Cellular component (GO): membrane; endoplasmic reticulum
Molecular function (GO): glucosaminyl-phosphatidylinositol O-acyltransferase activity
Source: RefSeq, a predicted model, not a curated record
AUGGCGAAGACAUACAAGCAACUGAAGGAGGCCUGGGUGUCUGGUCACACUGGGGGCUCCGUCGCCGAUGUCAACAGCGUCUCGCUCGCAAUGCCUUUGAGCAUCUUGCUAUGGUCGGUCAUUCAGUCUCGCAUGCGCCUAUUCACUCCGUACACCCCUGGCCCCUGCCUCGUCGACUUUCUGCUCAACUGCGGAGCCACGCUGUUCGCAACCACCAUCUACUCCUCCUCGCCGUGGGUACUGAACAUGCUCCUCCUAUUCCCAGCAGCUAUACUGUACGCCCUCGAGAAGCCAGCUCCCCCAAAACGAGAGGCACCUCGUCCGCCUAGAAAAACCAAUUCUGAGAAGGAAACGAAGCUUGAUGCGCUACCGGUUAAGCCGUUCAUCACAAACUACCGAGGUGCCAUGAUGAUCAUAACUUGUAUCGCUAUACUGGCUGUGGACUUCCGAGUGUUUCCUCGGCGAUUUGCAAAAGUGGAAAAUUGGGGCACAUCACUUAUGGACAUGGGCGUAGGGUCAUUUGUCUUCACAGCUGGCGUGGUUUCCGUCCGAUCCUCCCUUAAGGAGGGGACUGAUCGGGGACCGCCGCUAUCCAACAGGCUCUUGGCCUCCUUCAGGCACUCCAUACCACUCCUCGUACUUGGCACAAUCCGACUCAUCUCCGUUAAAGGUCUUGACUACGCCGAGCACGUCACCGAAUAUGGCGUUCACUGGAACUUCUUCUUCACGUUAGGCUUUCUGCCACCAUUUGCUGCUCUCUUCCAAACGGCUUUUAAUCUGGUACCAUCUUACGCGAUCCUUUCAUUUACGCUGGCUGCCAUCUAUGAGAUUGCAUUGGACUGGACAUCGCUCGGGUCUUUUAUUUUGAUCGCACCGCGGACUGACCUCUUCUCCAAGAAUCGAGAAGGUAUAUUCUCCUUCAUUGGCUAUCUUGCUAUAUUUCUCGCCGGCCAAUCUCUGGGCUCAAUUGCUCUCCCACGACAGCAGCCAACUCCGAAGAACGCGUCUCUGAUAUCCAUGCUCCGGCAAACAACAUUGGGCAGGCUUGCCGUGACAUCUAUCAUGUGGACAGCUUUGUUCUACUUCUCAACCAGUUACUAUGGCCUCCGCCUUUCAGUCUCCCGACGACUUGCCAACCUCCCCUACUUCUUGUGGGUGUCUGCAUUUAAUAGCUACCAAAUCACCAUAUGCUGCGCCAUCGAAACCAUCCUCUUCCCCAACCUUUACAAAGCUACGACCAAAGACGAAGAGCUGCAGAGGAGUAGAGAUGCCACUAGCACCAUACUGUAUGCUUUUAAUCGCAACGGCCUCGCAGUCUUCCUAAUCGCGAACCUGCUUACGGGCUUGGUCAACAUGACAAUGCCAACGCUACACAUGAGCAUGCUGCAGUCGAUGGCGAUCCUCAUAGCGUACGCUGCUACCGUGACUGGGGUUGCUGUUGGGUUGGAUUUCUACAAUCUGUCUAUCAAAUUAUGA